UUGCUCACCACUUCUCUUCUUCAUCCUCCUCAAAAUGGCCACAUGCUUCUGCCUGCAGCGUCUGCCUAAUGUGCCCUACCAGCAUCCCCGUCUUGCCGUUAUGGGGCCGCACGAACGCGGACACUGGGCCUUCUCGUGUCACGGUGUUGAGGGAAUGAAUGUCUCCGAUGCCCAUGCAGGACGGCUCCAAGAUCUCGACGGACACGACGACGAGCUGUUCCCCGCCUGCUUCUCCAGGGUCACCUGCCUCAUCGCUGUGCGUAACUUGUCCAGUACUACCUUCGUGUGACCUGC
Phanerochaete carnosa HHB-10118-sp is the source of this 294-nucleotide messenger RNA. RefSeq lists its product as uncharacterized. The record is from RefSeq and is a predicted model, not a curated record. The transcript has a single exon. Bases 35 to 289 code for a protein of 84 amino acids. NCBI's taxonomy places the organism in Eukaryota, Fungi, Basidiomycota, Agaricomycetes, Polyporales, Phanerochaetaceae.